AUCGAGGGGACAUCGAGGCGACACUCCGCCACCCCCAGAGGCCACCAAGGGCCACCAGCAGGGGCCACCAUGGGCCAGCAGGCGGCGACCCCCGGCCCGCCGGGAGCAGAGGAGCGCUCCGCCCGCGCCACCUUUGCCGCGUGGCGCCGCUACCGCCAGGCCUGCGAGCUGCACCUGCGCCUGGCCCCGCCCCCGCCAGGGCCCGUGUGCAACCGCAGCUUCGACCUGUACGCGUGCUGGGGCGACGCUGUCCCCAACAGCACGGCCACUGUCCCCUGCCCCUGGUACCUGCCCUGGCACCACCGAGUGCAGGGCGGCGUGGUGGCGCGGCGCUGCGGCCCCGACGGGCGCUGGGUGACAGACGACAGCGGCAGGACCUGGCAGGACAACUCGCAGUGCGAGGACGUGGCACCGCUGCAGCCGCUGCAGCGCCAGGCGUGGCUGCUGGAGCAGUUCCGCCUCCUCUACACCGUGGGUUACUCGCUGUCCCUUGUCGCGCUGCUGGUGGCGCUGCUGCUGCUGCUGCUGCUCAGGUGCUGGGAGCGCAAUGAGAAGGCGGCGGUGUGGUGGCUGAUCCGCUGCCCAAUCCUGGCGGCCGUGGCGGUGAACUCGGUGGUGUUCGUGCUCAUCCUGCGCAUCCUGGUGGCCAAGGUGCGCGCGCGGCAGGUGACGCGCGGGGACACGCGCCUCAGGCUGGCGCGCUCCACGCUGACGCUGAUCCCGCUGCUGGGCGUGCACGAGCUCGUGUUCGCGCUGGCCGGGGAGGGCGAGGGCGGCGGCGGCCUGCGGCUGGCCCGGCUGGGCCUGCACCUGCUGCUCACCUCGGCACAGGUG
This is a messenger RNA of Passer montanus (Eurasian tree sparrow), 834 nucleotides long. RefSeq names its product gastric inhibitory polypeptide receptor-like. The transcript is spliced from 8 exons. Gene Ontology annotation, molecular function: peptide hormone binding; gastric inhibitory peptide receptor activity; G protein-coupled peptide receptor activity. NCBI's taxonomy places the organism in Eukaryota, Metazoa, Chordata, Aves, Passeriformes, Passeridae. The record is from RefSeq and is a predicted model, not a curated record. Gene Ontology annotation, biological process: adenylate cyclase-modulating G protein-coupled receptor signaling pathway; cell surface receptor signaling pathway. Gene Ontology annotation, cellular component: plasma membrane. The annotation marks the transcript as partial.